Molecule: messenger RNA, 504 nt
Organism: Camellia sinensis
Lineage: Eukaryota; Viridiplantae; Streptophyta; Magnoliopsida; Ericales; Theaceae
Source: RefSeq, a predicted model, not a curated record
AUGGCAAAUGGGUCCUUGGAUGCUCAUCUAUACAGAACAAAUGACAACGGUCCACUUCUAAGGAAAAAAAUACUUGAUAUUUGCAUUGGUGCUGCACGAGGACUGCAACAUCUCCAUGUGGGUGUAGAGCAGGGAAUCAUCCACCGUGACAUAAAGCCGGUGAAUAUUUUGUUGGAUAAAAAUUGGGUUGCAAAACUUAGUGAUUUCACAUUUUGCAAACUUAUACCCAAUGACGAUGCAAGUGAAGCAAUAUUGGAUUCAGGGAUCUGCGGCACUCCUGGAUAUAUGGCACCAGAGUACAUUAUGCAUGGAACGUUGUCGAAAAAAGCUGUUGUGUAUUCAUUUGGUGUGGUGCUGUUGGUAGUAUUGUGUUCCAAGAAGUUACAUUUUCAUGGGCAUAAGGCAACACUAGUACAUUGGUUCAAAAGUAGCGUAAAAAAUGGAACCAUAGAUCAAGUUAUUGAUCCAUAUUUGAUUGGGAAUGUUAGAAUAGCUUUAGCAUAG